AUGGGUCUAUUCUCGAUAUUCAGAAAGUCCUCUCCACCAGACUAUGAAACCCUCCUCGCCCGUCUAGCGACAGAUAUAAACGAAGCCAAGACCCACCUCUCCGAGAUCCGUCUUCGAGAGCGAAGGUUCUCACUCCUGAUCAACCUCUACGGUAUCGCACUAUGGGCCGUUUGGGUGGGAUUAUGGUGGGUUCACGGAUUACCCUUGGGAUUGAUCGGGUUGAGCCAUCAUGAUACGGAAGGAAGAAUCAUUGGCGCAGCAGGUAUUGCUCUAGGACCCAUAUUUAUCUGGGGUUUGAACAGGUUCAUACAUAUUUGGUUCACUAGACAACGUAAACAUGAGGAGACCCAACUUCGAUCAUUGUUAACAAAACAGCGCUCACACCUUGAAGAGAUCAAGAAAGCGACUAAUUACGAUUCGACCCGUAAAUUGAUUGAGAGGUAUGACGAUCCCUCUGGUGCCGUUAAUGGCAGCCCACAGACCCCUCAGAGACGAAUGCCCGAGUCACCCUCUCCUGUUGGACAUGGUCAGAGUCAACCUGGAAGUAUAGGUAAAGGGAGACCUGACUGUAGUAGCCCGAAUGGAACACCUAGAGCACCGGGACAUUUGGUCGGUGUGGGAGGGACACCAAGAGCUGGACCCAACCUAUCCCCCAUACCCAUUCCUCAAGGUCUGACACCCGACCAGGCAGCAGCUUUAUCCAUGCAGAUGCAAGCUAUACAGCCUGUCUUACCAGUGCCCGAAAAGAGAUGGUACGAUAGAAUAGCUGAUACGAUAUUAGGGGAAGAUCCUUCCCAUGCUGCUCAGAGCAAGUACGCUUUGGUGUGCGGAGAAUGUUUCAGACAUAAUGGGUUGGUAGGGAGUCAAUACGAGUGGGAGAGAAUGCAAUGGAUCUGUCCAAGAUGUAAUCACCUCAACCCGCCUCCAAUCUCUCGUAACCCCUCAUCCUCUGUUGUACCACCAGAACCAAUGACAAACAUCACACCUUCUAAACCUAUCUCGUCGGUUCCCCAGCAUAGAUCUUCACCUAGGAGGAACAGAUUGAAUGGGAAUGGCGAGAAAGUAACACCGAGAUCGUCAAGAUUGGGUAAAGAGGUUUUCUCAGCUAGUAGCUCGAGUGAUGAGGAUGUACCGAGAGAUAAGGCGAAGGUCGUAGAGGAAGAAGGAAUGGACGUUGAUGAGAGUUGA
This is a messenger RNA of Kwoniella botswanensis, 1188 nucleotides long. RefSeq lists its product as uncharacterized. Gene Ontology annotation, biological process: endoplasmic reticulum tubular network organization. Gene Ontology annotation, cellular component: endoplasmic reticulum tubular network. The record is from RefSeq and is a predicted model, not a curated record. NCBI's taxonomy places the organism in Eukaryota, Fungi, Basidiomycota, Tremellomycetes, Tremellales, Cryptococcaceae. The coding region runs from base 1 to 1188 and encodes 395 amino acids. The transcript has 7 exons.